AUGGGCUCGCAAGCAGACGCUGCAGAUCAUAGCGACCUCGAGGCCCCGUGUGAUAUGUCGGAGAAACAUCCAGAAACAGUUUCUUCCAUGACCAUGGGAGAUGGAAAGUCUUUCCCUCCGUCUCUGCCGGAUGAAGAAAACUACAUCGUGAGCUUCGAUGGUGCAGACGACCCGGCACAUCCAUACAAUUGGAGCCUUUGGGCAAAGCUAUACAACUCCACUAUAGUUUGCCUUGGCACAUUUAUAGCUUCUUUUGCUAGCGCAGUCUUCGCCCCCGCCACUGACGGCGUGGCUGGCGAAUUCGGAGUGAGCAAUGAAGUCGGCAUCCUGGGUACAACGCUCUUCGUGCUCGGGUUUGCGUCCGGGCCAAUGAUUUGGGCACCUUCGUCCGAACUGAUCGGCAGAAGACUACCCUUGACCGUGGGCAUCUUCGGCGGGGCCCUUUUCACCAUUGCAUCCGCCGUCGCAAAGGACAUCCAGACGGUGAUCAUCUGUCGCUUUUUCGCGGGCCUGUUCGGAGCGAGCCAGCUAUCCGUCGUCCCUGCAGUGCUGUCGGACCUCUUCGAUAAUCGAUCCCGCGGGCCCGCCAUUACCGUAUACUCCCUGGCUGUGUUCGUUGGUCCGUUUACCGGCCCGUUCAUUGGAGGCUUUAUCUCCUCAAGUUACCUGGGCUGGAGGUGGACCUUGUACAUCCCAUCGUUCAUGGGAUUUGCCUUGAGUAUUGUGUUCGUGCUGACUCUGAAGGAGACGUACGCACAAUGCAUACUGGUCCCGAAGGCAGAGGCCCUCCGCCAGAAGACCUCGAACUGGGGAAUUCACGCCAAGCAAGAGGUGGUGAAAGUUGAUUUCCGGGAGCUGAUGGAGAAGUAUUUGACCCGUCCCGUGCGGAUGCUCUUCACGGAGCCAAUUAUCCUGGUGGUGUCCCUUUAUAUGUCCUUCAUCUACGGCCUCGUGUAUGCCCUCUUGGUCGCCUAUCCGUAUGUGUUCGAAACAGUCCACGGCAUGAACGCGGGCCUCAGCGGCCUCACUUUUUUCGGCCUCGUCAUCGGUCAAGCACUCGGCUGUACCUUUGUUCUGCUCCAGCAGCCUUCAUACGUACGGAAGCUCGUUGCCAAUAAAGACGUGCCGGUUCCCGAAUGGCGUCUGCUGCCUCCGAUUAUCGGCGGCCCAGUCUUCACCGUGGGAGUGUUCUGGUUCAGCUGGACGGCGUUCACACCCUCCAUUCACUGGAUUUCGCCUACCGCCGCGGGCGUCCUGAUCGGCUUCGGCAUUCUUUGUAUCUUCUUGCCCUGUUUCAACUACCUGGUUGAUUCUUAUUUGCCGCUAGCUGCAUCGGCCGUUGCAGCCAAUAUCAUUCUGCGAUCGACUGUUGCUGCCGGGUUUCCUCUUUUCACCAAGCAGAUGUUCCAGAAUCUUGGAAUCCAGUGGGCUGGCACCUUGAUCGGAUGUCUGGCUGCAGUGAUGAUUCCCAUCCCGUUGGUGUUUCGGCGCUAUGGGCCGCAUCUAAGGGCCAAGUCCAAAAUUGUCUGA
Aspergillus melleus is the source of this 1530-nucleotide messenger RNA. Its product is annotated as MFS transporter. The transcript is spliced from 5 exons. The record is from RefSeq and is a predicted model, not a curated record. Bases 1 to 1530 code for a protein of 509 amino acids. Gene Ontology annotation, molecular function: transmembrane transporter activity. Gene Ontology annotation, biological process: transmembrane transport. Lineage: Eukaryota; Fungi; Ascomycota; Eurotiomycetes; Eurotiales; Aspergillaceae.